Molecule: messenger RNA, 3200 nt
Organism: Homalodisca vitripennis (glassy-winged sharpshooter)
Lineage: Eukaryota; Metazoa; Arthropoda; Insecta; Hemiptera; Cicadellidae
Exons: 21
Source: RefSeq, a predicted model, not a curated record
UGUUCAGUUUCGUUAACGCUAAUGCUUAUUUUUCUUAUGCAGUGUAAUAAAAAAACAACAAUCUAAAAACUAUUUGGAUUUAAAUUAAACUUUAUAUUGUGCAGUGUAUUAGGGAGGGUGUUAAUUUGGGGAACACAAAUAUAGCUUGGUUGUUGUAGACAAGUGACAAGUGACAAUGAGUGAUUUGGACUUCCUGAACAAGUUGCACUGGGACGUGGACAGGCAUAAGUCUCAGUUCAACCCCCGGUACUGGGAUCUUGUCCGCAGAUUCGUGACUGCCCACAAGACCAAGUAUCCUGAGAAACGUGUAAUGGAGCUUACUCAUGCGUUCUACCAGAUGGUAGCCAAACGUAAAAAAUUUGACUGGAAGACAACUCGCAUGGUAUCUGCUCUCGCAGUUGAAUUGUUGGAGGAUGACAAAAUAAAUUAUAAAGAUAAUGUUUUCAACAGUGAAGAUAAUUCCCAGAUAAAUAAUCCCAAGUUUACGUGGAAAACGGGUGAUCAAGAGAAAAAUGGAUCUACAGGACAAACUAAGUAUGAUUUAUCUGGAAGUGAAAUAUCAACACAAAAUCAUGACAAAUCAAGUCAUUCACCCAAAAUGUCUUUGGGGGAUAUAAAAGAUGAACAUAGAAAAGAUAACAGGUGUACUGAUGUAAGAGAAGGUGAAUCUGUUGUGACAAAAGAACUUACUUGCAGUAACAAAAAUCAUCAAAAGGAGUCUUUACUUUGUGAAAAUCCAUCGCAUACUAACAUAGCUGUUGCUGUACUGAGACAGAAAGAGUUAAAAGAGUUAUUGGAUGGUUUCGUUAUCUUCCGUGGUAUCGACAAAUUGACUAAACUUAAUGGUUCAGUGAAAACUCUUGAAGAAUCAUUUAGAUGUUCUAAAUUUGGCCCUUGUGAAUGGCAGUGUUCUGAAUUAGAUGAAAAUUGCAGAAUUAUGUGGAUGGCACUCAGGUGGAAAAACACUAUAUUAGCUGAAGCUGUGGGUACAGUUAAGGAUGAAUUAUGCUCCAGGAUAGCUAAGGUGGUCCUGAGUAAAAUCGCUGAGUUUGCCUUUUUUGUUGAGGCCAAGUGCUCGUACUAUAAUCAUGGAAGUUGGGUGAAUUCUAAAAUGAAACACAUGAAUAAUUUAGAGGUCUCUGAAUUCAGCCUUAUGAAGGAUGAGAUGGACAAGUUUGCUGUGAAACGUAUAUUCCAGUUCAGAGAAUUGGUUCUUCAUAACCUGUCUGCGGAAGAGGAGAAAACAAUGAUAUCGUAUGCGACCAGUAUGUGGAACCAAGCAGUGAGGCACAGGAAAGCCUUCGAGGAUGACGGCAGUUCGGUUCUGUGCUUCUAUCAUGUCAUUCAAGGAGAAUUCUUGAAACAAAAACUUCUUGAGAAGCCUGUCAUCACUUACAUCAGAGACAAGUAUAAACUCCACUUCCCAGGCCAACAUGAAAUUGCCUUAUUGACCAAUGAAAAUGUCAAGGAAAAAGCGGAACUAUAUUUAGAUAACACAAAGUCACAGAGGAAGAAUGGAAACAUUGAAGCCGAAGUGAUAGAUGACAUUGACUUGAUGAAGCUGUUGCCAGGCUUUACUUUGUUUUACGAUGCAAGUACAAGCAGUCAAAUUGAAGAUAAUUCAUUUAUGGCUUUAAUUGAUUCUUUCAAAAGAUACAAAUUUGGACAACUGGAGGUGGUCAAUGAAGAUUCUAACCAUUGGAGAAAGAGAUGUCAACUGAAAUUCAGAGACAAGAUUCUCGCCGAAGGAGAAGACCUGGUUGAUGCUCAAGCCCAGGCCAAUGCUACACUGGACCUGUUGAACAGGCUGAAAGCUUUCUCAUUCACUAUAAAGGCCAACCAAGACUACUUUUGCAAUGGUAAAGUUCCAUGUUUCAUGGAAAAUCCGGGUUUAAAGAUAAACAAUGAAUUCAGGAUAAUAAAAUACAGUGAGGUGUUAAUGAUACCUACCAUUAUCAAAGAGUUUUGUGAAAAACCUACAUUCCAAGAACUCAUUUUUGGAGCUGACUUUCCUUGGGAGACAAAAAUGCAAAUUUCAAGGUAUGUUUCUUAUAGAGGACUAAUCCACCGAUUGUUUACCUCAUCAGAUGACUCGGUAGACCCGACGCACAUGGCUGUGUUUCACCCUAUAGAUCUGAGCGAACUGAAAGCUUAUUUGUUGAACAAUCCGGGUGAAAAUAUGAAGUACAGGCUAAAACCUCCAGAGAAGUUCCCAUCCCAUAGGUCAAUCUCAGAGAAUCGUACAGAUAUGAAGAUUCCUACAGAAGAAGUCACUCCUACAUUGUCCACCUCAGAUCACAGCACGGAUAAGAAACGAAAGCUAGAGGAAGAUUCAGUUGGAGAGGUAAAAGUUAAGAAGUUGAAAGUUGCUCCUCCCGAUUUCAUAACCGAUGAGAAGUUGCCGGGCCUCGUGCUGUUUAUCGGGGUCAUGAAGAACAGCAUAAUCAAGAGCAACCUUAUGCAGAUAUUGUAUGAUUCCUUUGCAGCCUCCAAGUAUGGGAGGCUUUACAUGAACCUCAUCGAUGAGGAUAUGGGUGGAGAUGUGUGGUCACGAUGUGUGCUGAAAAUAGAGACGAUGGUAUUAGCAGAAGUAGUGCGAGAGGAUAAAGUCCGUGCCAGUUUAGACGCUUCCAGAUUGCUUUUCGACCAUCUCAGAAAAUUUUGUUUCACCGUUCAGGCAAAACAGAGUUACUACAGGGACGGCAAUGGGUUGCCCAGGUGCUUCACUCAACAAUAUCUGUUUAAAGAUCAAAAAGCCCUUGGUGAAGUUAUAAAAGAACUGACAUUUCGUAGUUCCAAAGCGUUGAAUUCAGGACUAGAAAUUGUUUAUAGAAUAGGUUUCUCCGAUAUAGACAAGAGAAAAAUGAUUGCUGAGGUCGACAAACUAAAUUUCUCGUACCGUUCUUUGAACCACCAGAACAUUCCAGCAAUCGCCAUCUACCAAUCGCCAUCACCAACAAUGUUGAAAUAUAAGCUGAUGAAGACAGGUGGAGACAGUGAUAAAUACCAACUUAUAGAACCUGGUGGGGAAAUUUACUUCCCGGGGGACGAACUCUUCUUUCCUGCUGAUAAAUCGAUAUCUAGUACAAAAUCUUCGACACAAGAGAAAAAUCUACCAUUAAAUGUAAAAAAAGAAGAAAAUAUUGCUGAAGUUAUAAGUGAACUGGAUACUACUUCACAAGUUCCUUCAUCCACAGCAG